GAUUUUUGACAUAUUUCAAAUUAUACACGAUUAACGUCAUGGGACGGUCCGAAACGUAAUUUUCGUAAAUAUUAAUUAAUUAUUUUUAAUCUUAAUUUUAAUUUACUUAUAAUGUAUUCUCGAAGUGGCAGCAGUGGUUCUAUUCAAAAUAUACAUAAGACACCGUCUUCGUCAAAUCACAACUCAGAAGAUGAAGAUGAUAGUGGUGAUAAUAAAACUUCUGCACUGAGUUUCAAAGAAAGACGGCGAGAAGCUCAUACUCAGGCGGAGCAAAAACGAAGGGAUGCUAUUAAAAAAGGCUAUGAUUCACUACAAGAACUUGUACCAACCUGCCAACAAACAGAUGCUUCAGGGUAUAAACCAAGCAAAGCUGCUGUACUUCAAAAGUCAAUAGAUUACAUUCAAUACUUGCUGCAACAACGGCGACGUCAAGAUGAGGAGCGUAAUGCACUAAGAAAAGAUGUUGUGGCUCUACGUAUAAUGCAAGCUAAUUACGAACAGAUCGUAAAAGCACAACAUUCUGUACCUGGCCAUAAUGAACAAAGGCUUAGCGAUCAGGAUAAGUUUCAAGUUUUCCAGGGUAUAAUGGAUAAACUUUUCGAAUCCUUUGAGUCGGUUCCAACAAAUAAUUUCGCCGAGUUCUCUGCAGGCGUGUUUAAUUGGUUGGAAGAAUACUGCAAGCCUCAAUCGCUUCGAACUUUAGUGCACGGAGUUUUGCGGGAGCAAAAUUAUACACCAUAGCUAUACAAAAUUAAACAAGAAAUUAAAAAUAAUAUAUAUAUAGUGUUCGAUUCCUAACUACGUUCCUUCAAAUGGGCGGUUCUGUAAGUAUAAUAGAUCACGUUACAUGUAAAAAAAUCCUAGCCCUUUUUUACAUACUUCGUGUUAUAUACGAGAUACUCUGGCAAA
This is a messenger RNA of Melitaea cinxia (Glanville fritillary), 909 nucleotides long. RefSeq names its product max-like protein X (gene bigmax). The transcript is spliced from 5 exons. Gene Ontology annotation, molecular function: protein dimerization activity; RNA polymerase II cis-regulatory region sequence-specific DNA binding; DNA-binding transcription factor activity, RNA polymerase II-specific. Gene Ontology annotation, cellular component: nucleus. Gene Ontology annotation, biological process: regulation of transcription by RNA polymerase II. Lineage: Eukaryota; Metazoa; Arthropoda; Insecta; Lepidoptera; Nymphalidae. The coding region runs from base 112 to 741 and encodes 209 amino acids. The record is from RefSeq and is a predicted model, not a curated record.